Cylas formicarius (sweet potato weevil) is the source of this 1926-nucleotide messenger RNA. RefSeq names its product sodium/nucleoside cotransporter 2-like. Gene Ontology annotation, biological process: nucleoside transmembrane transport. NCBI's taxonomy places the organism in Eukaryota, Metazoa, Arthropoda, Insecta, Coleoptera, Brentidae. The transcript is spliced from 10 exons. Bases 200 to 1888 code for a protein of 562 amino acids. The record is from RefSeq and is a predicted model, not a curated record. Gene Ontology annotation, molecular function: nucleoside:sodium symporter activity. Gene Ontology annotation, cellular component: membrane.
GUUCCAGGUACUCGCGAGUUAUCUCGUUAUCGUUUCGCUGGGAUAACGAAAAAAUCCAUUUGCGCACAAUCGCGAUUUGAUUGCGCUUAAACGGACUUAGAUUAAACGUUCAAAUUGUAUUACGUAUGGGAAAACUUGUGGUGUUUAAACUCGGUAGCUUAGACAAUUAGAAAAAGUACGGUCCUUAACCGGGUUGAAGAUGGAGAACGGCUCAACUGACAACUUCGUCAAGACGGAGGAGAACAACAUCGGGUCCACCAAUGUUGUCAGGGGCCGCAAAAAUGCUGUGAUAAACUUUGUGAUAUUUUUACUCAUAACCGGGUACUGCGCCUGGGCCACGUGGUACUACGUGACUAAAACAGAAAGCAGAAGCUGGGACAAAUUCACGCAAACUACUUCCGACGGCUACGGGUUCCUGGUGAUUUUGUACUGCAUCUACGUAUACGCUUUAGCAUACUACUAUUGUAUCAAACCAUUUAUUUUACCACCACUAGAGAAACUUAUAUUGAUGCCGGGAAAACAAUCCUUGAAGCGGAUAAAAUACGGAUCCGUCAUAUUUUACCUCUCCGUACUAGCGGCAACUGUAGCUUACCUGGUAGUAGAUACCGCAGACGACCGACAGAGACUUAUCCCUCUAAUAGGGCUGACUUUGUUCCUCUUAUUCGGAUUCAUAAUAUCGUCCAACCACUCGAUGAUCCCAUGGGACACUAUAAUUUGGGGCAUGAUCCUGCAGUUUCUUUUCGGCCUGUUAACCAUCAGGUGGGAGAUCGGCAGGAAUAUCUUGGAAACCUUCUCCGACAAGGUGAACGCUUUCCUCGACUACGGACUACAGGGAGCCUUCUUCACCUACGGCGAGUUGGUCACCCAGAACAUAUUUGCCUUUUCUGCACUCUCGGUCAUUUUCUUUCUGGGAUUCGUGAUCAAUCUGCUGUAUUACUACGGGCUGAUGCAAAAGUUCGUUUCUAUUCUGGGAGGAUUCCUGCAGAUCAUUUUGGGCACUUCGGUGUGCGAGAGCGUCAACAGCGUCGCGGUGGUAUUCGUCGGAAUGUCUGAAGCGCCGAUGAUGCUACGUCCUUACUUGAAGAACUUGACGGACUCUGAGCUCCAUUCGAUGAUGCUCGCGGGCUUCGCUUCGGUCUCAGGUUCCACUCUUGCGGCUUAUAUCAGCUUCGGCGCGAGGCCCCAAGAUCUGAUCACCGCCAGCAUAAUGUCAGCGCCUUCCGCUUUGUGCUUCAGCAAGCUUAUGUAUCCCGAGACGGAGGAAAUCAAAAUACAGAAAGACAAUAUCCACCUAGUCGACGUAGAACAUCGUUCCGCUAUGGAAGCAGCCAGCAAGGGUGCUACCGACGCUUUCCAUCUCAUAGCGGCCAUCAUCUCGGGCAUCACAGCCUGUCUUUCCUUCGUUUACUUCAUCAACGGCGUAUUAAGCUGGUGCGGUGCUCAGGUAGGUUUCACCGACGACGACAGCAAAUGGACGCUGGAUAUCAUCGCCGGUAAGAUCUUUACCCCGGUUUCGUGGGUAAUGGGUAUCCCGUGGGACGAAUGCGAGAAGGUGGGCCAGCUGAUCGGAGUCAAGACGAUGGUCAAUGAGUUCGUCGCAUUUCAGCAAAUGGGCAACAUGACUCUCACGCUGAGGAGCAAGGUGAUCGCUACGUACGCUAUUUGCGGGUUCUCGAACCCCGGCUCCAUCGGCAUAGCUAUAUCUACCAUGUCCGCUUUGGUGCCAGAAAGAAAAGAGGCCGUAGCCAAGCUAGUGUUUCGGGCGUUCGUGGGCGGUGCUUUAGUGUGUUUGAUGACGGCCUGUAUCGCUGGGAUUCUGAUGCCUCAGUCAGUUCUGGAAGGCGGAGCCGAUUUGACGAACGUCACGAUGACGGAUUUGAGAAUAUGACAUUGAAUUGAAGACAAUUAUCGGGCAUUAAAUUGUUA